Molecule: messenger RNA, 3986 nt
Organism: Puccinia graminis f. sp. tritici CRL 75-36-700-3
Lineage: Eukaryota; Fungi; Basidiomycota; Pucciniomycetes; Pucciniales; Pucciniaceae
Exons: 2
Coding region: 42-3986 (1314 amino acids)
Source: RefSeq, a predicted model, not a curated record
GUUGAAGCAAGAACCAACCACAACUACUAAAAACAUCAGACAUGGUCGAAGCACACCAUCCACUCAGCCCGAACGACGAAGACGAAAGAAGGAAGAACGACGACAAACUAGAACGAAAUCAAGAACAAGCAGAAGAACAAGAAGAAGAACGAGAGCUAGUCAACAAAAAGUCAUACUUCCACCUCAAAGCUCACUCAGAUCUCAUCCUCAACCAACCAACAACCUCAUCAUCAUCAUCAUCAUCAACAGCAGCAGCAACAACGACGAAAAAAACUGACCAACAACAGCAACUACCCGAACUCAUCCAGAAACUCACUCUCAACUCACAAACACCUACCAGGAUCAGAUUGAUACGCGAUGAUACUCUCAAACAGACAACUGAAUCAUCAAACCCAACCCAGACUAGGCCUCCCUCAAACUCUCGUUCAUCCAGCUAUCACUCAUUCAAUAUUCAAUCCAAUCAUACUCCUACCUCAAAAUCAACCAACAAGCAAUCUUAUCAGCAGCAGCAAAAUCAUUAUUAUCAUCAUCAUCAUCAUCAGAAACUCAAGAUCUCUCUAUCCGAUCAGCCACAUCUGAUACCCACCAAAUCACAACUCCUCCUCGAACUGAAGAAGGUCCACAACCCAGAUAACCUACCCGAACUCGUCGAUCAGAACGCACUCAACUCACUCAUGCUCUCACUGAUUCGAGAACUAUCACUAAAACUUAACCAGACUCAAGAGGAACUCAAGACAAGCCAACUCGAGAUCAAUGGAUUGAAGGACCUACUCAUCAAUACUUACUCUGUCGGCUCAGGUGAAAUCGAACGCUGUCUCGUUCGUGCUCGAGUACCAGAUCCACCUCCAAAAACUGAUAUGAAUAGUAAAACAUCAACCUCAAAUAUCGUCAAACCAUCGACCUGGCAGGUUCAACUUAACGACCAACACGAGGAUCCCCCUUCGACCGAUAACCUCCACCUUAACCUCUCAACUAGCUCAUCAUUCUCAUCCUCAUUGGGUCCGUCAUGCUCAACUGCUCAACUAGAUCUAGAUGACCUCAGGGAAGCCAUGUCGGAUAACCCAUGCUUCGACACUGUCUCCUCCUCAAGCUGUCGUUCGCGAUCUCAACUUACCUCUCCUGCCUCCCUAAAUAAUCAUAUCCCAGAAUCACCCCUACCACCCAACCUCACUCAAUCCACCAAGAAGAAGAGCAACUACCACUCUCCUUCUACCUCAAAGUUAUUUCAUCCGUCCAGCAUCCUCAAUGGCAAGUAUCGAAAAUCUGCACCGAUUCCACCCAUCCUACCACCUUCAUCAGAUCAUCAUGAUCACCACAACUACCACCAGCACCACCACCAGCACCAGCACCAGCACCAGCACCACCAGAGUAUUGAAGAAUUAACAGCUGAACGCAGAGGUACCAUUACUUCAUCAUCUACCCUUCACACGCGCACAACUUCGAUUGGUAGCAGUCUCAGCGGAGUCUCAUCCGCCCCUGGUACCCGUCAGCCACCCAACAACGUCUGGGGUCUCUAUGGAUGGAAAUGGAAUAAACGUAACAAGAUAAACAGCGCACCCGUCGGCGCACAGAUCGAAGUUGAUGGCCCGGCGAAUGGCGAGGAUUGCGUGUCCCCGGAGAAUGAACUUGGAGGCGGACCACUGGACGAUCCUACCCUCAUUGGUCCAGCUUCUGUAGACCGGCAAGAAAACUCGCAAAUUCCACAGUCGCCCACUCGUCCCAAACGCAGUCCUACCGAUGCCUCGAGCAGCAGUACAAUACUUUCUGGAUUGUUUGAUAGCCUCACUCGGAGAAAACGAGCUGAAUCCAAUCACUCUCACCUUCAGCAACCGUCUCUUCAAUCCUUCAACUCUCGUUCCACUGUCCCAGGAUCAUCCGAGGAACAAUUCCCUGUGCCAAUUGAUGUCUCUUCAAGUCUUGCCCCUCGCUCUCCAUCUCUAAUUCUCAACUCCUCAGCCUCCAUCAACACUCAAAAUACCUCAAGCAAUUCAUCCUGUUCAGUCGAUCACCCCAGCACGCAUCCUCAACUUGAUCCUCUUGAUCAUUCUCAUCAAGCCGACCUGACACUCUCCUUGCCAAGUUUGAAGAGAUCGGAUAGUCGAGGACACGAGCCUUCCAGUCAACUCCCUUCAGAGUCAGAACUAUUGUCCGCCGCGCCUAGUGAUUCGCAUUCAGCUCCUUCUUCUUCCGACUUGACCCCUCCUCUGGGAGGCACAGACAGAUUGACGGACAACCCAGAUAACCAUUCACUUGACCCAUCAUCCUCUAUCUCGAAUCAAGCGACUAGUAGCCAGGCCACCCCUCUGGCUAAAAUUUCUCGAAAUCCUAUCACAACAUCAGAUCCCUCUACCGUCAACCGCCGACCCUCCUUGAUCAAUCUCAAAUCACCUGCCGAAUCUUUUGUGUCAGGCUCCAAAGGCUUGCCCACCCUCGCCACCCACGCCGACAUGAUGGUCCACGGCGAAAGGUCUCAGCUGCCUGCAGUCCUCAGUGGAUUGUCUGGCGACAAUCCCAAACAUCAACUGACUCCCGAGCUCAAUAAUACUGGGGAUCAUACCCACGCCAGUCCGGAUGGUGACUCAUCUUCUUACUCACAGUCAGUCAAUUCAAGUCUGACCGGUCCCGAGCUCAGUGACCGGAACAACACACGGCUUCAAACGCAGCCCAGCCACCAGAACCUCUCGAUCCGCUCCUCCAAAUCUAGCGUGGUUACUAGCGCGUCUCAGAUGAAAUCAAAGCCACAGGUCAAGCUAACUCAGCCAGCAACAACCAAAAGCUAUCUUUCAACAGCCACUGGGACUAUCGGAAAGGCUUUGAGUUCCAAUCCGUCAUCCGAGAUCACCAUCCCGGCCGAAUUCGAACCUAAUGUGACUACCGUGCCUAAGGCUGCGUUUGGUCGAUUAGCUUCUGUGUACUUCAAAGCUCAUGAUUCGCGAGCCUACGGAUCUCCUUCGAGGUCUUCAAAUAACAAGACCAGUUCAACUUCCAUCCUCUUUACUGGUCAAGCUCCCCAUCAUCGUUCGCUCGGCAACACAAUCUCUGGUAUUGAUCAUGGAGCAGAUGGAUUUUCGACCAAACAAUCCUCAACCACCGCACCUCCCAGCGAGCCGAUCAACCAUCAUGGUCUCAAUAAACUCAAGUUUCUCCCGCCCCUCUCAAACAGCACGAUGGAGCUUAGCACGUUUAUCAAUCCCCAGUCCAACCCACCCCCAUUCUCUAAUAUCAGUCGCGACGAAGAGGCUCGAGGCUUAGAUGCGCCCCCUGGUCCGUCUCCGGGCGCCGCAGAUGACGAACCCAUUGUCGAUCGUUUUGGGUUCAUCGUCGAUGUCAAGUACGGCCUGAAGUUAAUGCGAAAGUCUAGAGACAAGAAAAAGCAGCUGGCAAAGGAACGACUGGCUGCUUUGGAAGAGCAACAUCCUUCUGAACCGCCUCAAUCCUCAACAGAAGAUCCGAUACAUCCUCCCGAGCCUCCGAUGGAUCCAGCUCUUUCAAGUGAGACUUCAUCGACUUCUUUCAAUUCACCCUCCUCACGUGUCCUCUCUCUGGCCCCUACUGAAGAGAACAGUAAAUUUAACUCAACACGUUGUGAUGCCAGUGUCGAGGGCUCUGACCUCGACCAUACACCGAUGAUGACAACCGCGCUACCAAUCAAAUCACAAGUUGAUGUAGAAGCCGAACUGUCCUCUUUACGCGAAGCGUUGGGCCUCUCGCCAGCGAUAAAACCUGCUGGCAAAGAUCUUCAAAGCUCGACGGCGGACUCAGCGGACACUAGUCUUACCAAUCAAGCCCCCUCGAUUGAUCCGGUGGUCGAGUCAUCAACCCAGAGCAUCCGAAGGCUUCUUUUUCCAGUUGAACGAAAUGCAAAACAUGCUAGAAAAGAAACAAAUGGAAGCCUGGGGACAGUUUAUCACGAAGCGUCGAAUGAAACUGAUGAGAGUUUCAAACUCUUCCAGUCCGCACAUCCUGUCUCCCAGUCCAAUCAGUGA